This is a messenger RNA of Protopterus annectens (West African lungfish), 2541 nucleotides long. RefSeq names its product PLAG1 like zinc finger 2 (gene PLAGL2). The record is from RefSeq and is a predicted model, not a curated record. NCBI's taxonomy places the organism in Eukaryota, Metazoa, Chordata, Ceratodontiformes, Protopteridae. Bases 140 to 1516 code for a protein of 458 amino acids. The transcript is spliced from 5 exons.
GGUAUCCUUUAGGAUCGAAUUUAACAAGUAGCUAUCCAGAUCAGUUGCUCAGAUGAUUACCGUUUGUCCGCAGAAAAGUCAGUGCAGGGUCCAGUUAAUAUCUAAAAGGUGAUAAAUUCAGGAGCUUCACGUCAUCACCAUGGACCAACAGGUCACUGAAGAUGCACAACAGUAUUUUUCUGUCCCUGCCAACAAUGAUCAUUGGGACAGGGUGAGACACAUCUGCCUGGACCAUCUUUUCAAAUCAAACAGAAGGCACAUGGCCACGCAUUCUCCUCAGAAGACGCAUCAGUGUACCUACUGUGAGAAAAUGUUCCAUCGAAAGGAUCAUCUCAAGAACCACCUUCAAACACAUGAUCCAAACAAAGAGGCAUUUAAGUGUGAAGAGUGUGGUAAGACCUACAACACCAAGCUUGGUUUCAGGCGGCACUUAACUAUGCAUGCUGCCACCAGUGGAGACCUGGCAUGUAAGGUGUGUCUUCAGACUUUUGAAAAUACCCAGGUACUUCUUGAGCAUCUGAAGACACAUUCAGGAAAGUCUUCAGGAGUAAUUAAGGAAAAGAAACACCCAUGCGAUCAUUGUGAUCGGCGAUUCUACACUCGGAAAGAUGUUCGAAGGCACAUGGUGGUCCAUACAGGAAGGAAGGACUUUCUUUGCCAGUAUUGUGCCCAGAGGUUUGGACGGAAGGAUCACCUAACAAGACAUGUUAAAAAAAGUCAUUCACAAGAGUUGCUUAAAAUUAAGACAGAAAGUCCAGAUAUGUUGGAUGUCCUCAAUUCUAGCCCACCAGUAACGGUGAAGGAGGAGCCUAAUCCUGUGAUGUGUAUGGCUUCUAAGGACAUGAUGGGGAAGUCUUUUCCUAGCAUGCUACCAAUGGGCAUGUAUAGUAGUCACUUUCAGAACAUGUCAAAUUCUGGAGUUUCACAUUCUUUGGUUUCAAGCCCAUUAACAAUGGGAGUGGGCUGUCCCAUAGAAUCUCCAUCCCCAAUCCACUCCCCUCCUCCUCAACAUCCUCCAAAAUACCAGCACGGAUCUACCUCAUAUGCUUCGGGCUUGUCUGAGAAGGCACCAAAAAUGGAGACUGAUAACUUCUACAUGGACUUGCAUAGCAAUAUGGCAGUUACACCUAAUGAAUCUCAAACAAAUUCAGCUAAAAUUGGAUUGGAACCUCAGAUGGGAUAUCUGGAUGAUGUGUUUGGGGAACAUAUGCUCUCAAAAAACCCUACUAUCAUUUCAGAAUCUCUUUGUGCUGCUAAUAUGGAUUUCUCUCAUUUACUGAGUUUCUUGCCACUGAAUAUUCCUCCUUAUAACCCACCUGGGUCUACAGGUGGGCUAGUCAUGGGCUACUCUCAAGGGGAGCAGCAGUCUUCACUUACCUCUUUGCAGCCUCAACCUCAAGAUUCACAGAAUUCUGGGGGUGGUCUUAGCCUUGGACCUCUCCAUGCAUUGCCUCCUGUCUUCACUUCCAGUUUGAGCACAACCACCUUGCCUCGUUUUCAUCAGGCAUUUCAAUAGACUUCUUUACCAGGGAAGGAGAAAAACAGGGUAAAGUGGCACACGUGUGGAAUCAACAGGUCUUCCUAGACAGACUGAGAACAACUCGCUGUGUGCAGCUACCUGUGAAAUCAUAAAGGAUAUCUGAACAUUUUAUUCUGCAGCGAGUCACCUUAAAAUGUACUUUGUGGGAUACAAGACCUUCUCAAGCGUGACUUCGAAAGAUAAAACAAGGAACCUGGCCACAAUAAAUUGCACCUUUUCUGCAUAGAAAAAAGGAUUGUAAUUAAAGAAACAGGAUCCAUGUCAUUCUGCUGUUACUGCCAGAUGUUGCUUUGAAAGACUUUUUAAUUAAAUGGUCUCUGUUUUACAGUUAGUGUUUACGUUUUAAUAGAUUUUUUUCCUCCUUUUCAAUAGGACUUAUUGGUUAUCUUCUGUAUCAGCCCUGGCUGCUAGCCAUAGGAUUUAAAGAAACCUCAGACUGCCAUUUGUUUAAAGUUUACAUUCAAGGCUGCUAUAUGUGUUUGACCGAUGGUGGCAGAUUUCUUUUUCACAUGGCAUCUCUGUAAUUAUGUAAAGGAGUGCUGUAUUUUUCCCCACCAAGCAUAACAGCCUGCUGGUAACCAGCUUUGUUUAUGAGCAGGUUUUCUUUUUCGUUAACUUGAUAUUCCUGGAAAGUUAAAAUUUAAACCAGAAAUAAGCAGGUGAAAAGGGAUGCUGCACCCUUGUUCAGAUAUUGUGGCUAUAAUAAUGUAUGGAAGAAUUUUUAUCAUCCCUAGCCUGCCUUAAACGGGCAGACUUUUCAAACUCUUUUAGCACUUAAAAGGACCUCUGAGUAGUAUACCAUGGGAUAGAGUAUCUCAUUUUUGUGAAUUCUAAAUUGAAAAAAAUGUGCUUUUAAAUAUACGUAUUUCUGUAUGUUAUAAAUAUUUUUGAAAAUCAAGCAACGUUUUAUUGGAUACAGUGUUAAGUGAUCAGUACGGUAACAUUUCAUAUUAGCCGGUUUUGAGUUGUAUUAUACUGGGAGUAAAAUGAAACAAAUGUAA